ACCUCACCCAAAAUGGCUUAGCGGCUAGAGUCACGGGUCCCCCCAUGCCAAACAAUGCCUCGCUGUGCCUCGGUUCGGCUCAAGUUGUAGUCAUCUGGGGACGGCACUCGGCGGGACCGUAAGCUGUUUCUUGUCCAUCAUCGUCUCCGAUCACCGACAACUUGCCGUAAACCUGUCCUUCUCCUCCCCUCUCCCUCCCAUCAUUUAACCCCCGCGGUCUCCCUACCUAAAUCAACGCUCACGUCUUCAUUUUUCCUCCUCCAUCUCGACAUUCUCCCAUCACAGAGUAAUCCACGAAGACAAACUCAUCAUGGCCUCCCCUCAGAAGAUUCGCACUCCGCUCACUGAUCUGUUCAAGAUCAAUCAUCCGGUUCUCCUCGCCGGUAUGAACGUCGCUGCCGGCCCUAGGCUGGCGGCCGCCGUCACGAACGCCGGUGGUCUUGGCGUCAUUGGAGGUGUCGGCUACACUCCGGAGAUGUUGAGGGAGCAGAUCGCCGAGCUCAAGGAACAUCUCGACGACAAGAACGCGCCUUUUGGCGUUGAUCUGUUGCUACCUCAAGUUGGCGGUAGCGCCCGGAAGACAAAUUAUGACUAUACCAAGGGCAAGCUCAACGAGCUUGUCGAUAUCAUCAUCGAGUCGGGCGCCAAGCUCUUCGUCUCCGCCGUCGGCGUACCCACCAAGGCCGUCGUCGACAGGCUCCACGCCGCAGGCAUUGUCUACAUGAACAUGAUCGGCCACCCCAAGCACGUGCAAAAGUGCCUCGACCUGGGCGUCGACAUCAUCUGCGCCCAGGGUGGCGAGGGAGGCGGCCACACGGGCGACGUCCCCACCACCGUGCUGAUCCCGGCCGUCGUCGCCCAGUGCUCGCGCUACAAGUCGCCGCUCACGGGCCAGCCCGUCCAGGUCGUCGCCGCCGGCGGCAUCCACAACGGCCAGCUCCUGGCCGCCGCCCUCAUGAUGGGCGCCUCCGCCGUCUGGGUCGGCACCCGCUUCAUCCUGACCGACGAGGCCGGCGCCCCCAAGGCCCACAAGGACGCCGUCCGCACCGCCUCGUGGGACGACAACAUCCGCACCAUCAUCUUCACCGGCCGGCCCCUCCGCGUUCGGAACAACGAGUACAUCAACAACUGGGAGACGGAGCGCCAGCAGGAGAUCAAGGAGCUCACCGCCAAGGGCGUCAUCCCGUACGAGGCCGACCUGGAGAAGCACAUGCAGGAGGCCGAGAACAAGGAGGGAGGCGACGACAACGCCGAGGACGAGGACGACGACGACCCGCUUGAGAAGUUCAGGCCUUUCCUCAUGGGCAAGGCGGCCGCCGUUGUCAACGAGCAGAAGCCUGCCAAGGCUGUCGUGGACGAGUUUGUCAACGAUGCCGUGGAAUGGAUCAACAAGGGAAAGAGCAUGGUUGCCAAGCUAUAAACCGUAGUUGGUGUUUCUUUUCUGGUUCGGGUCCACCGCGUUCUAAAUCCUUAGCACGGCGUGGAAUUUUCUUUUUGCUUUUUCUUGGGUAUAUGGGAUAGGAGGAGGGGGGAGGACAUGGAUGGGGAAAUGAGCAAUGGAGCCAUAGAAGGAAAACAAUUGCGCCGCCCGUCAAAGUGACGGAUGAGAUCUGCGCUUGUAUAUGAUCAUCAGUCUAUGGCAUUGAAAUAGCCUAUGCAUUAUGGACGAGGACUCUUCGAAUCAAGCUGGGCCGAGUUCCCCUUUGAUUUUCAACAACUGAACGAACCAUGAACCCUGGGCCCUAGAAGGUAUUGUAUAGACAACCUCGGUUAUGAAG
This is a messenger RNA of Sodiomyces alkalinus F11, 1778 nucleotides long. RefSeq names its product NPD-domain-containing protein. NCBI's taxonomy places the organism in Eukaryota, Fungi, Ascomycota, Sordariomycetes, Glomerellales, Plectosphaerellaceae. The coding region runs from base 311 to 1420 and encodes 369 amino acids. Gene Ontology annotation, molecular function: nitronate monooxygenase activity. The transcript has 3 exons. The record is from RefSeq and is a predicted model, not a curated record.